GUUGGAACGAGGAGCCCAGCAGUUCGUUUCCGGCGUACCAGGAUGUGCGCCGAGAGCUCCAAGCCAGACCCAAAGGACGGCAAUUCUUUCGCCCAGAUGCAAAGGGGCGAGGAAAGGGAAAGGGCAAAGGCGGUCGAGUUCCCAGCAAGGGCAAAGGCGGACGUGGCAAGUCCCAGCAGCGCUCCAGGACGACCUUUGUGGUGAGCCAGGGUCCGUCCAAAGGAGCCAUCAACAGAGCCUACAUGAUGACGGGGCCCAACAAGACUGUGGCUAUCUAUGCUGGAGUGCGGACCGCGGCCGGUGAGGGCUUGGUGGACAGCGCUGCGGAAGAUGCGGUCAUCGGCAGCGGGGCGUUCCAGAGAUUGCGGAAUGUCCUGGCACAGCAAGGAUUGCAGCCACAGCCGGUUCGAGGCCCAUGUGGUUCCUGCGCUGGCAUCGGCGGUUCAGCCCGAGUUGCCAACAUAUGGGACGUGCCAGUCGGCAUUGCCAAGAACAACGGCUUGCUGAGGAUCACGGAGCUAGAAGACUGCGACGGCUUUGAGACCCCUUUCCUGAUCCCGGUGUCCUUCCAGGAGUUGGUGGGCAUGGUCAUUGAUUAUGACAGGGCGGAAGUCAGAACAAGGCAGGGCAACUCAACGCCCAUGCACAGAUUGCCCUCAGGACAUCGCUCUGUGUCAGUUGUUGAGUUUGAUGGGAAAUGGUCAUUGCCCAAGGAGCUCAUGACGCAAGGACGGGAUCCCUUUCAGUUGCCCCGUCCGUUGAAGGCCCAGACUCGUACCGCUCCAUUGGGCCAGCAGAGAGAUGUCGCGGUGUGGCUUCGUUACUCAGACGGUUCUUUUGAGCAAGAGGCUUGGCUCGAAGGGCCGAGAAAAAGUCUUGUGGUGCCGUCUGAGUGCCUGCCUUUGGAGACUGCCAAUCAGUUGGAUUCGAGUAGGGUGACAUACCUGGAUGCUGCCCCCGAUGUGGCCCCCUACAUUAUCAACGAUGUUUGGUGUCAUUCCUUAGGUAAGCCAGAACCCCAACGCUACUUCCUCCUCUACUACCUCGUGUACUCCGAUCACUACGGCUACCACUCCUUCUUUGCGCCAGGCAUCUUCACUGGCGAGUGGCGGGCCGACGUUGGAGGCCCUUUUCUGCGAGAACCUCGGAACAUGCAGCAGUGCAUUCGCUCGCUUGUGCACGGCGAAGGAGAGGGAGUCCAGCCGAAAGCAGCAGCUCGCCGCCGAGGUGCGACAUGGUGCGAGAGGUCAUGGGCACGAAUCGUGAUGAUUCUGGUCCGCAUGAUUGCCACGGUACGCCAACAGCUGGUGGUGGACUCGUUGAUCUUGGACGCCUACGCACCUUCGGCCUCGGCUUCUUCUUCUACGACGGCACCUCCGCCCAAGGAAAAGCAAGGGAAGAAGAAGGACACGAAGGUCAGGCAGGGGCUGGGCACCCAGCUUUCUCGAAGCCAGGCACAAAACAAGUGGACUUUGGAACCCGAGAGCUGCCCCCACGAGGAGCAAGAUCUGCGGAUGCGAGGGAACCAGGCUCGUCAUUGGUGGGCGUGUCUCAAGUGCGGCAGCCGCUGGGAGAGAGUGGAGACGGAUACCGUGGAGAACCCGGUCCCCACCAACGAGGACUACACCGACCGCGUCGACUUCCCAAGAGAGCCCCUCGAUUACACGAACCGGGAAGCCGACGCCGAAGAUGAAGACCGUGGGCGCCUACAAGGACAUGCUCAAGAAGGCCACCCGGGAGUACUCCGAAUGUACCAGUUCGAGCCGACCGUCCGGAGCGAAGGAAGCAUGUCCGUUUCGGAUCCAAGCAUGGCUCUGGCGAUCUCGGAGGGCCAAACUCGCACCUUGGAUCGGAUCAACCUGCAAGCUCUCCGGGGUCACCACAACAAUCCGCAGGAAUGGGCCGACUACGAGCAGACACAGGGCCCCAUGGAGACACCUCACCGCCGAUCGAGGAGCCUACCGGCCGGAGUCCAUCCCGUCCAGGACCUGAGCCGGCGCCGACAGGUUCAGUUGACACCUCGCGGCCCGGAAGUGUUUGCUAUCCACGAGAACCACAGCGACGAAGACAAGGACAAGGACGUGACUCCGGGGUCUUUCAGCAUGGUGAGCCCCAACCACGAGGCUGGUGUCGUACAAGGAGGCGGCGGUCUAGAGUCCUACAAUUUUGUUCUUUUUCAGAUGCCAGACGAGACCUUCGAGUUUAAGGCAGUUUCGCGGCCAAUUGUGGAACAGCCACCCUCGGAAGUCAGCCUUUCGGAUGGAAACUUCCGACAGCACGGUCCCUUCGGCACCAGAGUUCUCAGUUUUCUAUGUGCUUGGUCGUUUUACCAUGGAGUCGAAACAGAGCGAAUCCUGGGCGCCGUGGAGAACUACAGGCCAGCCCUCAUCGUCGGACGCAUAGAAAGCAACAGCCGCAAAGUACUCGUGCAGGCAGGCGUUCUUCAGGACAACCGGGGCGGCAUGUUUGCUCUGAUGUGCGACCGCCGAGCCGUGCCAGGAUUAUGUCGACAACUACCAUCGGCUUCGCCAGUGCUGUUCUCGGACAGCAAGCAUGUGGUCGCUGUUCUAGUCAACGACAACCGCGCCUUUACGAACCUCAAGUGGGACCAGCAAAACUGGGCUGACACAGACGACCUCGAGUCGCUGGAGGUUUCCGUGGUGGCUUUCCUCGAACUUCUGUGCCACCCCAACAGCCUCACGGCGUUCACCCAUGCCAACAUGGAGAUCAUUGGCAAGCUGGUGGCCCAGAUGCGGAACGCUUUUGAAGGCCUCUUGACGGCCUCCAGAACCUUCCUGGCUGCGGAGGAACUGGGUCAGUGGUGCCUCUUUCCGCGAGUUCGGCAGCCCCGGACGGAGGACGAAGCUCAGGGCGGAAGUCUUGAUCAUGAUGAAGUUGAAGCGGAUGAAGCCCUGGAGGAGGUGAGGCAAAGCUUGAGACCGGUCACGGAAAGCACCAAAGUGGCCGAGGCGCUGAAGAACGUCGAUGAUUUCAGGAGGCACGAGGAGUUCGGCAAGUUUUCCUUGCACCCCCAACUGAGGCGCGAGAUCUUCAAAGUCCACAGGAACCUCAACCAUCCUUCGAAGGAGGUGUUUUUACGUGCCUUGAAACACGCGGGCACCAAGGAUGAAAUUAUCGCGUGGGUGAAAGAGCACUUCUCGUGCCCUCUCUGUGAGUCGGCAAGGCGACCCAUGGCGGCGAGGCCGGCUCAUCUCGCCCGGUGCCUCACUUUCAACUCGGUGAUAGCCAUUGACCUCUUUUAUCUCAGCCUCUUUGGAACCGAGAAGAUCUUUUUGGUUUGUGUGGAUCAUGGGACAGGGUUUGUCCAAGUGGCUCGAUGUCGAGAUGCCAAGGCCGAGAGGACGGUCCAGACCUUGAAGAACAAAAUCCUGCUGACCAUCAAGGACAUUACGGCGCAUGAGGAAGAGUUGGACGUCGUCAUCGCCCAUGUGGUGUCGGCAUACAACUCGAUGUAUGACCGUCACGGGUUUACUCCAGAUCAGAGAGUGUUCGGGCGAUCAGUACGGAUGCCAGCUUCACUAUUGGCCGACGACCGCCUCAACCAGGAGCUCUUGAUGGAGUCCGCGGGCGAUGCCGUUCAGAGAUCUUGGGACAUCCGCUCAGCAGCUCGGCAAGCGUGGUUGAAAAAGGAUGAUGCGGAAGCCGUUCGUAGAGCCCGUCGAGUUCAAACUAGAGCCACCGACAUGCACUCAUACACGCUACAGCCGGGACAGUGGGUGUAUGUUUGGAGGAGGUCGGACCACCGACACGGGUGGACCGGGCCAGGGGCACUGAUUGCCCAGGUGCCUGGAGGAACUUCGUGGUGGAUCAAUGUCCGUGGUCGCUUGUGGAAGGCAUCUGCGGAACAGAUCCGCCCCGCUGCGGACGAAGAGGACUUGGGAGCCUCCUUGAUGAUCGAGUUGCAUCGUGACCUAACCAAGCAGCUCAAGGAAGGACGUCAAGUAACGUUUCAGGACGUCACCGAUGAAGGUGGCCCCCAAGACUUCGUGGAGGAGGAGGAUCUCUCCGAGCUGUUUGACUUGGAUCGUCGUUCGGAUCCUCGCGUGGAUCACGCUGAAGCAGCUGAGCCGGUGGAGCCUGGAACUCCAUCCCUGGGAGACACCACUACCGCUGGAGAGGAGCAGAGCCUACCACUGGACUCGUCUGCUCCUCAAGAAAGCCGAAGACAAAGUGUGAGUUCGGCUCCGGUCAUUGCAGAGGAAGAAAUGCCAGAAGGUCCGGAACCCCGAGAUUCCGGAGCUCAAGACAGUCGGCGAACGAUUAGGGUUGACGAAGGGAGCUCUGGAACCAUGAGCUUCGGUCCAAUUCCGCCACCGCAUGGCCAGAGGUCACAACCGUACCUUGGCCAGACCAACCAGGUGGGUCCUUCGAACUACUUGGAUGUCAUGGACUUCGAUGCCGCCGCCGAUGCCAUCUCUUCUACUUACUGGGUGUCUGGGGGUCCUCAUUGGGUGAGACAGACUACAAGCGGCAGAUCCUUUCUGAAGCCCCUCUCGCCCAAGACGUACUUCCAGGCCUCAGCCGCGGAAGCCAGCUACUGUGCCAAAGACCGGUGCAUGUAUGUGGGUAAGGCAAAGUCGUCCUUCGGCCAGGUGGAGUUUGCCAAGCUCCAGAAUGCGGAGAAAACUUUGUUCCGGAAGGCCCGUGAGAAGGAGUUACAAUCCCUGUUAGAGAAUAAGGCGGUGAAGAUCCUCAGCCUCAAGGAGUCCGCAGAGUUCAGGCGCCUUCAUCCAGAAGCUAUUCUGGAAUCACGCUUCGUGGACCGCUAUAAGCCGGCGGGGAUCAAGCCGGAGGAGCUACAGCAAGCACGCCAGGACGCCAUUGAAAAAGGGGAAUUGCAGCCCUUAGAGCUCUCGGAGGAUGACACCAGUCCGAAGAGUCGCUGGUGCGUUGUGGGGUGGAAGGAUCCUCAAAUCCACCAGAUAGAACGUUCAGCGCCGACUCCCUCUUCGGCAAGCAUCAAUGUGGUCCUGCAGCUCAUCGCAUCUCGGAGGUGGUGUGGAUAUCUCCGAGAUGUGAAAACUGCGUUCCUUCAAAGUCGCCCAACUGAUCGUCGUGUUCCCAUUGCUUGCAUGCAGCCCCGUGAUGAGUGCAUGCCGGGAUUGCAUCCAGAUCAGCUCAUCCUCCUCCUUACCGAGGUGUACGGGUUGGUCAGCGGCCCUUCCUGGUGGCGUUCCAGCUUGUUGCAACGACUGUACAAACACAACUACCACCUGUGCCCGUACGAGUCAUGCGUUCUCGUGUUGCCGGGAGAGAAACCUGGUGAUCCCACGGAGGGAGUCAGCGUCGUGGAGGUCGAUGACUUGGUGGAAGCCGGCUCCCAGAAACAUCGGGACAAGCUGGCGGCACUGGAGAAGGAAAUCCGCUUUGGAAAAAUUACUAAUCUGCUGGAGGCCAGCGAGCAAGAGAGCACCUACGCGGGGCGCACUCUACGCCAACUUCAGGACUACUCCUUCGUCACCCACAUGGAGGAAUAUGUCUACACGAGACUGGCUCCUAUCACUCUGGCCAAGAAAACCCUGAAAAAGGAUGCGGCAGCAACCCCGCUGGAUCCCGGUGAGAUCACACAGCUGCGAGGGGUGAUUGCAGCAUUGUCUUGGAUGUCGCGAGAGUGUCGACCGGACGCGGCAGCUGCCGCUUCCAUUCUAGCCUCGUGUUUUCCAGAGCCAACAGCAGAGCAUGCCAUGCAGGCGAACGAGGUCAUACGACAGCUGAAGCAGUUCCCACUUCGGUUGCGCAUCCACAGCAUCGAGGAAACCAAGGUGAGGAACAUCGUCAUCUCGGACUCCGCCUUUGACACCACCGGCAAGGAGAAAAGCCAGCACGGUUACCUCGUCGGCUUCACAAACGACGAGAUGAAUGUUGGCAGAUCCGCUCCUGUGAGCCUUACUCGUUGGUGUUCGAGGCGUCUUCGACGAAAAGCUUCCUCUUCGAUGCUGUGUGAGGCCAUCGCCUUCUCAGCGGCCACAGCUGCGCUGGAGAAACAAGAUGCCCUCUGGGAUGCACUUCGCAUCAGCUUCUACGACCCGCGACAAAGGCAAAGGACAGAAGCGGAAGCCUUGGAACUCCAAGGCAAGUCUUCAGUGAUCGCAACGGAGGCUCCCCUGUACAGGGAUCCUCGCAUCCUUGCAGUCAUAGAUGCGAAAGCUUUGUUUGACAGCCUUCUCAGCGAUCAACCAAGCGACUGUGAACGCACCAACCUCGAGAUCGCAGUGAUCCGAGAAAGUCUUCAAGUGUGCCGCGCAAGAACGAGGUGGGUUCCGCAUAACGUCAACCCGGCGGAUGCAUUAACGAAGUUCCAAGGAUGCCAUUUGGAGCCUCUUGUCAAGAUGCUCAAGAGCGGUCGCUAUCAAAUCAGCGACGAGGACGAAGUCUUAAAGUCCGGAAGACAAGGGCUCCAGCGUAAGAAGCAAGGCAUCGGCUCAUUAGGAAACUCUUCCUUUUUGGGGGCUGUGAAGCAGUACUUGCUUAGUUGGAUCUGA
Molecule: messenger RNA, 6503 nt
Organism: Symbiodinium necroappetens
Lineage: Eukaryota; Dinophyceae; Suessiales; Symbiodiniaceae
Source: the annotation of a GenBank genome assembly